AUGAGCACGAUUCAGAACACCACAAGCACCAUCUCGAAGAAGUACAACAAGGUGAAGAAGCAAGGCAUCAGCACGUACAACAAGCUGAAAGUGGAGACGAGUAACAAGGGUAAGAAGUACUACCAGGAACUGAAGGAUACGGAGGCACUGAGGAAGAAACUGAACGAGCGAGUGGAGAAGUUCGACAAGAGGCUGAGCAGGGUAUUCUACGCGUCUGAGUUCGAGAAGCUGUUCUACUCUGCUGCCAUUUACUUCUUGUUUGCCGGAGGCUUCAUUCUCGGACACUACCCUGAGUACUUCCACGUGUUCUACACCGCGCUCGUUGUGACGCUGAUGCCCAUCAGAUUCUACACGUACUGGAAGAGAUCCUACCAGUACUUUUUAGCGGACCUGUGCUACUACGUGAACGGUUUGCUGUGUGCGUUUAUCUGGCUGGCACCUCAAUCACAGCACCUGUUCAUUGUGUGCUUUGCCUUCACAUUCGGCACUCUGUCAUGGGCAGUUGUCACGUGGCGUAAUUCGUUGGUGUUACACUCUGUGGACAAGUUCACGUCUUCCUUUAUCCAUGUCACCCCGCCGGUUGUUGUGUUUGUCAUCACACACAUGCUGACAGAAGAGUACAAGCUGGAGAGGUUCCCUGGUGCUGCGAAAGUUACCCGUUGGCACUUUUUCUCGGGCCUGUUGUGGACGUCGUUGUACUACCUCAUUUGGCAAAGCGCAUAUCAUUACUUCAUCACUUUGAAACGAGCUGCAAAGAUCAAAGCUGGAAGAGCAACCAGUUUCGAGUGGCUCCGUAAGAGCUUUGCGAAUACCAUUCUCGGAAGAUUCGUGAACUCGUUGCCUGAUCCAUUCCCAGUUGUUGCAUUCACUUUCAUCCAAUAUGGCUAUCAGCUCUUGACGAUGAGUAUCUGUCCAAUAUGGUUUAGAUUCAAGUACCUUGCGGCACUUUUCCUGACUUUUAUAUUCUUCGUGGCAAGCUAUAACGGAGCUACUUAUUAUGUUGAUUACUACGGAAAGAAGAUGGAGAAGGAGGUUCAAAGAUUACGUGCUGAGAUUGCAGAGAUGCAAGCAUCAAGCGAAUCAACUUUCGAAGACAGUUCUGAAUCUCUUCUUGAAUAUGCAAAGACAAAAUGA
Molecule: messenger RNA, 1134 nt
Organism: Williopsis jadinii
Lineage: Eukaryota; Fungi; Ascomycota; Saccharomycetes; Phaffomycetales; Wickerhamomycetaceae
Gene: GPC1
Product: glycerophosphocholine acyltransferase
Exons: 1
Coding region: 1-1134 (377 amino acids)
Biological process (GO): phosphatidylcholine biosynthetic process
Source: RefSeq, a predicted model, not a curated record